UUGCCUUCUUCCUUCCCACACCACAUUUUCUUAUUCGAUUAUACAUUGAAUCUUUCAAAUCAGUGUUCCCCUGGAAAUAAAUCCCUCUGAAAAUGGCUGGUUUAGGGUCUCAGAGGAUUCUAAUGAGUUUAAUGCUACUAUGUAUGGCGGCAUUCUCCACAGUGGAUGCCGCAGCUUGGCCUCUGGCUCAGUGGAGAAAGCUCUCCGCUCUGGUAGAAGAAGAACCUCUUGUUCUGCAAUACCACAAUGGCCCUCUGCUUACCACAACACCCAUUCUCAAUCUUCAUCUCAUUUGGUACGGCAAUUUCACUUCCACGGAGCGUACCAUUGUGGCCGAUUUUGUGGAGUCAUUGGGAAUGGGAGACGGCAAGCAGGGCUCUCCCUCUGUGUCCGCCUGGUGGAGAACAACAGAGGCCUACAAAGGCAAAGCCCCUUCCAAAUUAAACCAAGCCCAAACACUAAAUACAAGGUUGGGGAAGCAGAAGCUGAACGGAGCUUAUUCUCUCGGAAAGUCCCUGAAAAGAAGUGACAUUGCUGUCCUGGUGAAGAGUGCUAUCCAGUCCAGAGCUCUGCCUCCGCCCCAGAAGAAGAAAAACAAUGGUGAGGUGGAGUUGUAUUUGGUGCUGACAUCUGAAGAUGUUAUGGUGGAGAAUUUCUGCAGCAGCUCUUGCGGAUUCCAUGACAGCAGCAAAGAAGGCAAUAAAUACGCAUAUGCGUGGGUGGGAAACUCAGCAAGGCAGUGCCCAGGGCAGUGCGCGUGGCCAUUUCAUCAGCCUCUUUACGGUCCACAGAGCCCUCCUCUGCUGCCUCCCAACGGGGACGUGGGCAUCGAUGGCAUGAUCAUCAACAUUGCAGCGACAGUUGCCGGAGCGGUUACAAAUCCAUUCAAGUCAGGUUACUUUCAAGGAGACGCCGCUGCUCCAUUGGAGGCGGUAUCAGCGUGUCCGGGAAUGUAUGGAAAGGGGGCUUAUCCUGGUUACCCCGGGCAAGUGUUGGUGGACGAGACGACAGGUGCCAGUUACAAUGCUCAUGGAGUUAACGGCCGCACGUUCCUUCUGCCAGCAAUGUGGGAUCCCACCUCGCGCUCCUGCAAAACCUUGGUCUGAGUCUGAAUCACCUAAACAAAAUUUAAAUAGUUCCUGGAUACCAUUCUUUUAACAGACUGGAGUGCUCAGACCUCCAGCUGUUUAUAAUUCUUUAUUCAUUUAAUCUUUUGAAUUUAUACAUUAUUCUUUAAACUAGUUUUAUUCUGUUGAGAUCACAAAUUAUUUUGAUAAUAUUUAAUAGAAAUUAUGUGAAAAAUUAAUUAUCUGCA
Molecule: messenger RNA, 1315 nt
Organism: Cryptomeria japonica (Japanese cedar)
Lineage: Eukaryota; Viridiplantae; Streptophyta; Pinopsida; Cupressales; Cupressaceae
Product: protein EXORDIUM-like 2
Exons: 1
Coding region: 93-1106 (337 amino acids)
Source: RefSeq, a predicted model, not a curated record